Fusarium coffeatum is the source of this 2595-nucleotide messenger RNA. RefSeq lists its product as uncharacterized. The transcript has 8 exons. NCBI's taxonomy places the organism in Eukaryota, Fungi, Ascomycota, Sordariomycetes, Hypocreales, Nectriaceae. Gene Ontology annotation, molecular function: ATP-dependent chromatin remodeler activity; ATP binding. The coding region runs from base 1 to 2595 and encodes 864 amino acids. The record is from RefSeq and is a predicted model, not a curated record.
AUGGGACCUUCUAAGAGACAGCUUUGUUAUGAGAACGAUACCGAGGAUGGAAACACGCCAAAACGUCUCGGAUAUGGAACCUCCAGCUCGAACGCGUCCCGAUCUGAGCCUUUAUUCAUGGACGUGGACCCAGUACCCUCUGCAAACGAUGGCGUGUCACAAACAACCACCGCGGGGCCCGUGGACGAGAGAAUUUGCUACGGCACAGUCGAUGCUGGUGCAUGCUAUCUGGCACCUGACCCCAAUUCUAAGACACGACAACGGUCGUUUCUUGACGAGAACACAGGGUUGAUUCUGACUUACGUUACUAACAAAGUGCCCCAAGUAUCUUUUUUGUCGGUGGUUGGCGUCAGCUUCCUGUCUCGAAAAAGAAGCAAAACAAACAAAUUAACAGUCCAAGGUACAAUCAAUGUCUACGGCCCGAGAAACCUCAUGGGUGAAGUUGAUCGAGCGCUGUCCGAUAUAUCGUCAUUCCUACAACACCCAGUAUUUUUGGAACCGGGUGUUCUUUAUAUCAAUCCCCAAUUCUUUUAUUCCAACGCCGAGAAAACCGAUCUGAGGCAUCUUGUGGGUCCGCCUGUUGAGGACGACACAUAUGGUACAGCUCAGGCAGUUGACGGGGCCAUGGAAUACAUGGAAGACUGGUCUGAGGAUGCUUAUACAGGUGGAUUGCGCCAGAGCUAUCUGCACCCAACUUUCGACAAAUAUUUGCUUGCGACCAAACUCAAAGAUCUUGUCUUUCAAUCUGGCACACCAGGUCUUGGCGGGAUACUCGCUGAUGUGAUGGGCCUCGGCAAAACACUAACUAUGUUAACGGCGAUUCUCUGCUCAAGAGGAUUGAAGGAACGUUACUCAAGCUGCGGUUCAAAUGGAAAUGAGAAUAAUGAAGCCCAAAGCUCGAACUUGACACUCGUAGUUCUACCUUCUCGACAGCUUCUAGAUGUCUGGAGAAAUGAAAUUGAUGAGCAAGUAGAUUCCACAAAUGCAACCUGGGUGGACAAGCUAACAAGGCUUAGGCGAUUUCAACUAAACACCUUCCAGACAGAGGUUUUCCAUGGACAUGCGAGAGCCAGAAAUGCAGAACGUCUUCUUCGCAGUGACAUUGUUUUGACAACAUAUCACACACUCGAAAAGGAUAGCAGUGGCAAAAGGAUCUUGGAUUCUAUUCGCUGGUCAAGGAUCGUGCUCGAUGAAGGCAACCUCCCCAAUCAUCCAAGCCUGCCUGCAAUUUUACUAACAAUUAUUACAGCCCAUCACAUACGUAACCCUUCCACCAGGAUACACAAAGCGAUCGUCGCUCUUCAAAGGGAAACGCGAUGGUGCCUUACUGGAACGCCUAUACAAAAUAGUCUUGAUGACCUGCGAUCACUCUUGAACUUCCUUCAAUUUGAGCCGUUCUGCCAGAGCCAGGUUUUUGAGGAGUAUAUAGUGAAACCGUUUAGACAGGAGCCGAGUACGGACCUUGAGUUUCGUGAUCCUUCUUGGAAUCUGAGAGCGUUGCUGAAAGCCUGCUGUCUCAGAAGAACCCAAACGAAGCUUGACCUACCAGAGACCUACAUACGCACGAUUGGAGUGGUGCCAACAGAGGCUGAGAAAGCCAUGUUCAAGGGAAUUCUCCUUGAGUGCCGUGAGGAGUUUGACAGAAUGGCUGGUAGGGAAGAGGUUUCGAAAAAGUCCAACAUCUUAUUCUCGGCGAUCAUGAAGCUGCGACGAGUGUGCAACCACGGAGCUAUUGGAGUCGGAGCUUCCACUGAAAAUUGGUCAAAUUAUCUGACCGUCCCCACGACGAAACGAAGCAUUUCAACAAGUCUGUCCUCAGAACCAGCUUGCGAGUUUUGUACUAAGAGCCUUCUGGAAGAUGACUUGCUUGAUGCGCUUGACAGCUGCCCUCUCUGCAGCCGUAUUUUAUCCGACGGAAUCACUAAGACGCCAUCCGCAGCAUCAUCGCCCCAGGAUACACCUUCGCCCGCCGUGUCUAUGAUGGACAUAGAUUCUCCAGUGCCCUGUAAUAGUGGUGUAGGCUUCGCAUCGUCCGGUAAUAGAUCCAGAGCACAAUCUUCAAAACUGUCUGCUGUAAUCGACAAUAUUAAGUCGUCGUGCUUAGAUGCAGACUCGAAGAGCGUUGUGUUUUCUAGCUGGAGAGAUACAUUGGAUAUUCUUGCGACAAUGCUUACGGACGAGGGCAUUGGAUCUGUACAAGUCGAUGGACGAAACCCGCUUCUCGGCCGUACAGCACUGAUCUCAACAUUCCGCCAGGAUCCACUUAUCAAGGUCCUCUUGAUAUCAAUCAACACUGGAGCCGUCGGCCUUACCCUUACGGAAGCAAAUAAAGUUCACAUCAUCGAGCCGCAGUGGAACCCGACGAUUGAAGAACAAGCUAUCGCUCGAGUUGUGAGAAUGGGACAGACGCGACCAGUGACCGUCUUCAAGUACAUCACAGAGGAAUCUGUAGAACAGUCUAUAGUCAAAGUCCAGGAGAAGAAAACCCGAAUUAUCAAGCUAUCGAUGCAGGACAAGGACAACAAUGGGUCUGAUGCGAACUUGGAUAGGUUCAAGUUUACUCUUGACCCGAAUGAAUGGAAAGCCGAUCUAUAA